Molecule: messenger RNA, 1326 nt
Organism: Vicia villosa (hairy vetch)
Lineage: Eukaryota; Viridiplantae; Streptophyta; Magnoliopsida; Fabales; Fabaceae
Exons: 2
Coding region: 1-1326 (441 amino acids)
Source: RefSeq, a predicted model, not a curated record
AUGUCUUCUUCUAAGUCUAAGCCAGAGGAGAAGUUUUGUUGUAGACCAGCUGAAAAAAAUGUAGUUAGGUUAAGGAUUAAUCAUGGGGGGUACUUUGUUCUUUAUCCUUGCAAGAUAUAUGUUAAUGGAAAGGUAGAAGAACUGAAUUGGGAAUUUGAUGUGGAUUAUAUGUAUUAUAUGGACUUUAUGAAGGUUAUAAACGAGUUGGGUUAUGUAAAAAUCAAGGGCAUGUGGUAUCAUCACCCAAAAUUAUCAUUUGAGCGUGGGCUACGACCUCUUGACAGUGAUGCAGAUGUGUUGAAAUUUGGGGAAGAAAUGAAUGGCUACGAUAUUGGUAAUAUCUAUGUUGAGCAUGUAGUAGAUGAACCCGAAGUUUUAACAGAAGAAGAAGUAAGAGAGUAUGUUGAAGUACAUAUGGAAGAAGAAAAUGUGGAAGAGAGGGAAAAAGUAAAUGUGGAAGAGAUGGAAAAGGUAAAUAUGGAAGGGAGGGAAGAAGUAAAUAUGGAAGAGAGGGAAGAAAUAAAUAUGGAAGAGAGGGAAGAAAUAAAUGUGGAAGAGGAGGGAGAAGAAGUAAAUGAGGAUGAAAGUGAGGAAGACGAAGAUUUUGUGCAAGAUGAAAUAGAUGAUUUGGGGGAUAGUGAAUUUGAUGACUUAGUUGAGGAUGAUUGGGAUUGGACACACGAAGUACCAAGCCACACAUUUACGCAAGAAAACAACGAUGCAACCCAAGUCUCAUCAACCCAAGAACCAACCAAAGCAUCUGAUUUUCAAGAAGCCUAUGAUGUUGAAUCAGAUGAACUUGAUACUCCCCGAGGAAGUGAUGACGAUGGUGAUGAACCUACUUUUCCGAAGUUUAAAAUGCCCGAAAGUGGUGAUCAUGUGAGAUUUGAGCUUGGAAUGUCAUUUGCCUCAAAAAGUCUUAUUAGAGAGGCAGUGAAGUCAUUUGCAAUGGAAAAGAUAAAAAACCUACAUAUCACGAAAAAUGAUAGGAAGCGAGUUGUUGUUAGGUGUGAUAAGGACUGUCCCUUUUACAUGAGAUUUAGUAAAAGGGUAGCAAACGAAUACUGGCAGUUGGUGAACUUCACUGAUGAUCACACUUGUCAUAGGACUGCUAAGAAUAGGCAAGCUACAACAGAAUGGCUGGCUAAGAAAUUUAUACCCCUCUUGAGACAUACACCUGAAAUGAGGCCAAAGGGUUUGGUUGCAGAGUCACUUGAAAAGUGGGGUGUGAAGUUGUCGUCGGCACAAGCAUACAGGGCCAAAACAAGAGCAUUGGAACUAAUACAUGGUGCUGAGACUGAGCAAUACGCAUAUUUGAGAAAUUAA